This is a messenger RNA of Linnemannia hyalina, 1740 nucleotides long. The record is from the annotation of a GenBank genome assembly. Lineage: Eukaryota; Fungi; Mortierellomycota; Mortierellomycetes; Mortierellales; Mortierellaceae.
AUGACAAACGCCUUCAAGGUCAUCCGCUCCGAAUACCUUUUCAACAAAAUCACCUCCCAUCUCAGCCACUCUGACUUUCCCCACUGCGCCCUCGUUAACCGCUACUGGAACUCACUCUUUAGAUCUCUGGUCUGGCACACUCUCACCUUCAGUGAGGAUUUACACUCUGAGGACCCCUUUCACAAGAAACAUCGCGCCAUCCUCAACCAGUUAGGCCUCUUUAUCCGCAAAUUGUAUUCACACGACUGUCGAUCGCUCGUUUUCUUCAACGGCCCCCAAUCUCGCUGUCGUUACCUUGUGGAACUCGAAUUCACUGCCUGUCUGGCCCACGAGAGCACCACCCAGGCUGUUCAAUUGAUCCGCGAUAACUUGCAGCUCGAACGGUUGACUAUCCAGGGAGACUUUACUCUGACCCAGAACAGCGAGGCACCCCAGAACUUGUUCUCUGCUCUACUCCAGCACCCAGCUCUAACACACCUUCAACUCGACAACAUUGACACCACGAUUGACUACCUGUUUGUGCGGGCCUUACUUGCCCACCUUCCUGCGACUCUCCAGUCGCUUGUCAUGAGCUGGACCUCCAUCACGAACCUUGACCCUGAUCAGGUCAAUGCCUCCGACCCUUCCUGGCCAAUCGCAUAUCCUCAUCUUCGAUACCUCUCGAUCGACACCAAGUUCAUGGAUCAAACACGCGAGUAUCUGCUUUUCCCCCUUUUGCGCCGUUGCCCCGAACUCAUGGAAUUGUCUAUCACUCACAUGGACGAAGGGAUUACAUCCUCCUCUUCCCUACCCUCUCGUCCUGCCCACAAUCUGGCUGUUCUCAUUCGCAACCACUGUCCCAACGUUCGUCGAUUGUCUGUCGACCAUUGUCAAGAAAGCGAGUCGUUGGCUCUGAACCUUAUUGGAAUAGAAUCCUUCCAGAUUGGCAACUCUCCAUCGCUCAGUCAAUUAUGCACAGCCAUCGUUCCGAAUUGGUCUUCUUCUCUGAAAGAACUCUGUUUCCUUCGAGGAACCAGUGUCCAGAGUACUGAUAUCCAGCUCCUUCUCACAUCUUGCCCUCUUCUGACAAAGUUCGUCAUCCGGCCCGACAAGAUCCGGUAUGAUAUCAACGGUGUACUCUCACAAGGCUGUUCUGGUCUGAAGCUGACUGAGAUGACAAGGUCAAGCUGGGUCUGUUUAGGUCUUGAGCAACUUGGGUUGAGAAUCUUGGAUGACCGAUCCGUCGACGAGAGCAUUACUGCCAAAGAACAAAACCAGGCGACGGUGAUGAUGAGACGGGCGCUAGCGCAGAUAGGAGACCUUGCUCUCCUUCAACAGCUGGGGCUCGAGUGGACUCCUGUCACCAGGGCCGAUCCAAGGACGACGCAAGUUCCAAAGGACUUUGUCCAGAUGGACUUUUCUCUCUUGUGCGGUCUCAACCUGUUGAGUGGACUAAAGAAGCUGAGGAAGCUGCAGGUCUCAGUGUCAGGGCUGGCGAUGGGUCAAGCGGAGAUGGAGUGGAUUAUCGACAAUUGGCCCAAGCUGAACGUUAUUGCUGGACUCUCUCGAUCACUGUCCUCUCGCACCAGCGAAGAACUAGUCGUCAACGAUUUUUACCCAUACUUUGACAUCCUGGAAGAAGCCAAAGCAGCCUUCGCAAUGUUUGACAAGGACGCCAACAGCGAUAUCUCCAAGCGAGAGAUGAAGGAGAAGAUCUUUUACAUCUACAAGGAGCGCAAGGAUCUACAUACGGCGCGUUGA